CCUCACCUGGGCUCGGAGCACUCGGUCCAAGCAGCCUUCUCAGACAACAGCUUCUCCACAUCUCUUUGGGGGCUCAGAGUGAAAGUGGAAAGAAUUGGGGAGGCGGCUGUGGAUGAGAGAGAGAGAUGGUCUCGGGAUCUUAGAUCCUGGAAGGCAGCACUUCAGGGGAAUGGAAUCUACAGAUGAGGGAACUGAGGCCAGGGAGGGGAAGACUCCAGGCCUCUGGCCUCCCAGCCCGGAACACAGAGCCUCCUCAGAGGGCGGCCCCUGCUCUUCCUGGCCCUGCAGGUCCCCACCUGGCCCUGCCACCAGAUGCUGGAAACUCCUGGUUGGCAGGUGACAUCUCUGGGAUGUAAGUGAGGCUGGUUGGAAGCUGGAGAUAAACCCCCAGGGUCACUGCCUUCACCAUGUCACAGGUGAUGUCCAGCCCCCUGCUGGCUGCAGGCCAUGCGGUUUGCUUGGCUCCCCGCGAGGAACCCAGGAAAGCCCUGGACCCAGCACCCAGCCCCAGCCUGCCACCCCAGUGUCCUUACUACACCACGGAGGGCUGGGGAUCCCAAGCUCUGAUGGCCCCCAUACCCUGCAAGGGGCCCCCCAGCAGGCCCCAGCAGGUGUCACAGGCCAAGGCCAAAGCCAGCUGCCUCCUGCAGUCCCCCGGUGAGCAAGUCUCGGGGGCUAUGGAGGACUUGGCCUCCUACAUCGACUUCUCCCUGGAGAGCCUCAACCAGAUGAUCCUGGAACUGGACCCCACCUUCCAGCUGCACCCUCCAGGGGCUGGCGGCCCCAAGGCUGAGCCUGUGCAAAACACCACAUCGAGGAGAAAGAGGGAGGAACCUGAAGCCUUGGAGAUAAAGUACAUCGAGGUGACCUCCACCAGACCAAGGUGCCACGAUGGCCCCCCGUGCUGCUCCAGCCCUUCUGUCACCCCACCCUUCGGCUCCCCCCGCAGUGGUGGCCUCCUCCUUUCCAGAGACGUCCCCCGGGAGACACGAAGCAGCAGCGAGAGCCUCAUCUUCUCUGGGAACCAGGGCAGGGGGCACCAGCGCCCCCUUCCCAACUCUGGGGCGCCCUCCCCUCAUCCUCCUCCUUCCCCCAGCAUCUCCAUCCCUUGCGUGGGGAGCAAGACCUCGGGCCACCAUAGCUUGGGCUCCCCACUGGUGGCUUCUCCAGGAGCAGGGCCAGGGGGCCUGGCCCCGCAGUGGGGCAGCAGGGUCUCUGGGCUGUCGGCCAGCCCAGCAUCUGAUGUCAGCUACGUGUUUGGAAGCAACCAGUCCCUCCUCUAUUCCAGCAUCUCCAGCCAUCAGUCGUCUUCUAGAUUCUUGGAAAGCCCAGCCGGCUCUUUCUCCAGCCUCCACAGCCUUGGCCCAGUGUCCCUGUGUGCAAGACCCCGUGACUUCUAUGUUCCCAGCAACACUGCCCCAAGCCUUGGCCAGCCUGGAGCAACCCACUCCCCACCAUUGGCCAAGGAGCAUGCCAGCAGCUGCCCCCCAUCCAUCACCAACUCCAUGGUGGACAUACCCAUCGUGCUGAUCAACGGCUGUCCAGAACCAGGGUCUCCCCCACCUCAGCAGAACCCAGAACCCCAGGGCUUUGUCCGGCCUGGGUUUGCUUCUCCCAGCAACCCCUGUCCAGCCACCAGGAGCCAGACACUGUCAGAUGCCUCCCUCAGCACAUCCCCAGAGGGUCCUGCCAGGGACAUGCAGCCCACCAUGAAGUUUGUGAUGGACACAUCUAAGUACUGGUUUAAACCAAACAUCACCCGAGAGCAAGCAAUUGAGCUGCUAAGGAAGGAGGAGCCGGGGACGUUUGUGGUGAGGGACAGUUCUUCAUACCGAGGCUCCUUUGGUCUUGCCUUGAGGGUGCAGGAGGCCCCCACAAACGUCCAGAACCAAUCAGGCGAUGACAGCAGUGACCUCAUCCGACAUUUCCUCAUUGAGUCUUCCGCCAAGGGGGUGCAUCUCAAAGGAGCAGACGAGGAGCCCUACUUUGGGAGCCUCUCGGCCUUUGUGUGCCAGCACUCCAUCAUGGCCCUGGCCCUGCCCUGCAGACUCAGCAUCCCACAGAAAGAAUUGGGAGGUGGCGAUGGGGCCUCGGACCCUUCUACAGACGGCCAGUCCUCCUGCCUGAAGAAAUCUGCGGGCUGCCACGCCCUGUAUCUAAGCUCCGUGAGUGUGGAGACCCUGACUGGAGCCAUGGCCGUGCGGAAGGCCAUCUCGGCCACCUUCGAGAGAGAUGUCCUCCCCACACCCACCGUGGUCCACUUCAAAGUCACUGAGCAGGGCAUCACCCUGACUGAUGUCCAGAGGAAGGUGUUUUUCCGGCGCCAUUACCCCCUCAUAAACCUCCGCUUCUGUGGCAUGGACCCCCAGCAAAGGAAGUGGCAGAAAUAUUGCAAACCCUCCCGGAUCUUCGGAUUCGUGGCCAAGAGCCAGACCGAGCCGCAGGAGAACGUGUGCCACCUCUUUGCGGAGUACGACACGGUCCAGCCAGCUUCGCAGGUCAUCAGCCUGGUGGGUGCUCUGCUGCGGGAAGCAGAAAGGAUGUAGGAGGAGGGAGCUGCCUGUGCUCCUGCCCAGACAGCCCAAGGGGCUUGCGAGGAGCCCGCUGCCAUCCCCCGAACCAGGGGCUUGUGGCCACACUUACGGACUAUCUGCUGGACUUGAGGAGAACACUACCAAGUUGAAACACUUCGACCCACUGUGACCUUCAGCCGUGACCUUCAUCCAGACCUCCCUCAGCCUCAGUUUCCUCAAUUCCAAAAGGAAGCCAAGAGGCAGGAUGAGCUCUUAUUCUCAGAUUGUGGUGUGCAUCUUUCACAAGCUACCCCAGCGAAUCUGAACCUCACCCACAUCUGAGAACCUCUGGAUGAAAAUAAUUUCCAAAGACCCUCGGACUUCAUCAGCCCAGACAUUUUGUUCACUGACACCAAGUCUGAGUUAGAGACCAAGCUCGACUUGUGAUGUGUUUCCUGGCAGACAGCAGGUGUUGGGUUGGGACCCAUGGGGGCCCCAGCCCAGGGCUGGUCCGGGGGAGAUUGGUAUGCAAGGGUUGAGGACAAAAGGAGGGAUGGACUGACUCUAGCUCCCUCUAUAUCUGUUCCUUUCCUCACUCCCCUAACGCCUUCUUGGGCAGCUGCUCCCAGGACAAGCGGGAUCUGGCCUGCCCAGGAUUCUGUAGGCCCACGUGGCUGUGGUUGAUGAGGCAGCUCAGCAGGGGGGACUUGCCCCACGUCAGAGACAGCCCAGUUAUCCUUGCGUUCUCAAUGUCUAGAUCUCUUCCCCUCUUGAAAUGAGUAACAGCCACAACUUUUCUUUGGACUUCUUAGUAAACAAGUGCCCUAGAAAUGACAUCACAGCUGCCCUUGGGCUGCUUGUAAACCGACAUCUGGGAGAUGGGGCCGGGGAGACCCCUGUCCUGUGGAGCAAAUAAAGGGGCCAGCUCUCUCUGGUUGCACCUCAGCUCCAUUCUCGCUGAGUUCCCUCACCAAAACAGACACACAAAACACACAGACACCCCGCUCCAGAGAGGCGGCGUCCACAGGACUCACAGCCACGGGGCGGCAGCAGAGAGCCAAGAAUCCAAAUAGUCACCCCAAGUGGCUUGAAGGAAGAAGCUGGGAGGUCUUUCCUGUCCCCUGCCCAGCCCCUGGAAGCUGGAAACUUUUGUCUAGCAGACCUGGGGUGCUAAGGAGGCUCAAGGAAGAAGCCCGCUUUUGCUGGACGAGGAACCAGUGCUCAGCCCCUCCCAGCUGCGGACCCUGCCAGAGCCCCGUUAUCUUUGGCCAAGACUGGGCCUGGCAGGUUAUGAUUUCAAACCGGGAAACCAAACCAGACUGAAGCAGCUCUGGGCCGAUGGGACAGGCUGAGACCAGCUUACCCUGUGCCACAUGGUCAGGCACUACCCCCUCCCCCAGGAGUCUACAGAAUGCUAGACAUGGCUCCCAGGUCGUGUUGCCGGCCCCAGGCUGGGGUCUGGCAGAGAGCCCCAUACACUGUACCCACAGGAAACUGUGCAGCUCCAAUCAUGAAUAAUAAAGUGACUGUCCUUGCACAGCAUUGGUUCUGAGGCAGCCAGGACUGUGCCUUUGGAGGUGGAGGCCUGUACAAGAGAAGGGGAUCUGAUUGACAGGUGGUGCCUGUGUCUCCACCCAGGGGGGGCCAUCCUCCCUCCUCACCCCCAGCCCUAGCAAUACCUACUGGAUCGAUGGGCUUCCACCUCAUAAAUCAUCACUUAAACCACUCCAAGUUCCCCACAUGCCUAACACACCCGUUUUUCUUUCUUCAUGACCCCUUUCCUGCUACCCUGGCAGGAAAAAGAAGGUUCCUCUCUGCCCUAGGACGCAAGGUGAGUGUGCAUGGCAGCCUGACGGGGUCACUAAGAAAGCUCAGGAAAUCCAAGGCCCGCUCAGCCCCCUUGAGGAGUGAGGGGAGGCAGAGAAACGGAGCAUCAGGAAGAGUCCCUGAACCCAGAUUACCCCGAGCUACCAGCUCAGCCCUAGAAAACUGGACAAGAGCCUCCUCGUCCCACCCUGGGCCUGUGAGGUUUCCCCCUGACAUCUACUGACUGGCAGAUUUCCCUCCCCACUCCAGUCAGCCGAGGGUCCCUGGGCAGUGCCCCCUCAGACCUGUUCCAGACCCCACUGCAGCUAGGGAUCCAAGGUUGGCAUGACAUGAGAAGGUGUCACAGAGUGGUAUGGGAGAAGGAUGCAAGGAUUGUCCCCUUUGCUACAAAGCCUUAGAAACAGAAGAGUUCCCUCCUGUUCGAGCUAAGCUGAAUGACCCAAAGGCAGGGGCUGCCCUGGUGGGCCUGUGAAGAGACCUUGCCAACAGCCUUGACCUACUGUCAGGUAGGCCCUGCCUCCUCUUUUACUGCCCAACCGCACUCCAGAUCGGAGUUCCUCUCAGCCCACUGCCCCCAGACCCCUAGGCUCAGCCAGAUAGAGUCUCCGGAAGGUGACAAUCUCUGCUGCAUUUGCCAUAGCUCAUCUUUUCUCCAGAAAGAUUUAGCAAAAAACUUGACUUGCAGAGCAACCAGCCCAGCAAGAGUGGGAGGGUCAAAGAGCAAAGGGGAGGAAGAGUGGUCACCAGGCCAAGAGCCAGGAGAGAGAACUUCACACCCACAGAGGGACACCCCAGAAAUGUUCUCUCCUGAAGGCUCCAGGCUUGGGCAAUCCUGUGGUUUUAACUCCCCUCCACUGUCUCUCUUCCGCAGAGUUGCUAUCCCUCCCCAUCCUUUUCUCCAUGCUUCUCUCUCUCUGCACACACACACACACACCACCCAUCCUUCCCUCCUUCUCUUCUCCCUCUCGUGCCCUUUCUCCUCAUCACACCAUCCCUGUCCACCCUAUUCCUCUUUACAGAAACCCCCCCCACACACAUACUCUUUUCCAAUGUAAUUCCCUUGCCCCUUUGUCCCCAGUGGCUGGGCCCCCAACAAAAUCCAGGAGCUGCUGGGGUUGGUGAAACGGCCGGAGGGCAGCCUCUGGCACUUCCAACCAUUGUCAAGCCCAGAUUCCCACCUCCCCUAAAACCUGCCUCCUCUCUAGCUAGGAAGUGACCUCUGCAGAUGUCCGCAGCACCCUCAUCCCUCCGCACCUGACCUGCCCCUUCCCCACCCUCACCUCUCACUGAGGGCUGAGACUCACUUCUGCUGGUCCACCUUCAGCCCCCCAUUCUUAACUGUGUGCCAUCAACAGGCUCAGGACUUAGAACCGGGGCAGGGGUGGUGAGUUAAGGGCUUCUAACCCAGGGCUGGUGUCCUGACCAACACAACACACAUUUUCUGGCUAUAUACUUUGUGUGUACGAACCAGAAAAACAGAUAAAUAUGACUAUUAUAACAGGUCUU
This is a messenger RNA of Choloepus didactylus (southern two-toed sloth), 5846 nucleotides long. It is a transcript of the gene TNS4, whose product is annotated as tensin 4. Lineage: Eukaryota; Metazoa; Chordata; Mammalia; Pilosa; Megalonychidae. The transcript has 14 exons. The record is from RefSeq and is a predicted model, not a curated record. Bases 408 to 2546 code for a protein of 712 amino acids. Gene Ontology annotation, molecular function: protein binding.